This is a messenger RNA of Drosophila suzukii, 4416 nucleotides long. The record is from RefSeq and is a predicted model, not a curated record. Lineage: Eukaryota; Metazoa; Arthropoda; Insecta; Diptera; Drosophilidae.
CCACUUCCUAUAGGUCCAAUAUGCCUAUUGGGACUCGGAGCUGGACUGCUGUGGAGGGGAAAAGAUGGCGAAGCAUCAGUGACAAAAGAAGGAAGCCUUAAAAUACUUAAUAACAUUAAUAAAAACAUCCUUCGAACAUGCCAUUUGUUGGUAUUUCUUGGUGCACCAUCAGACUCGGAAAAUCUUACUGCAGCUUUUGUAAAGAACAGAUUGCUUGAUCACGAGAUACAAAUUAAAAACAUUAGCAGCGAUACAAGUAGAAAAGUUAUGAGAGCAACGGUAUUCAAUAACAACAGUUAUAAAAAUAAAUCAUUUAAAAAUAAUAACAGUGUAAUUCGCAAGCUAUUUAAGGGAAAGGGAAAAUUGAAUAUCAAGUGUCAUUACUGUGGCAAAGAUAUUAAAAAAGAUUGUUAUGCGUAUUAAAGAAUAAUAAAUGAUAAAAAUAAGGAAAAUAACAAACAGGAAAAAAUAGUAACAAGUAGUAAAUCGAUUUUAUAAAACUGGCGAAAAGGUGAAAUUUAUCUUGGAUUCUGGUGCUACAGAUCAUCCCGUAAAUGACGAGAAACUCUUCAUGGACUACAUCGACCAGGAGUCGCCUAAAAAAUGCUGUCGCCAAGCAUGGCGAAUUCAUUUUUGCAACGAAGUUUGAGAUUGUGCUCUAGUGCCAGGAUGUUGCAGAGAACUUAAUUUCUGUCAAGCGACUCCAGGAGGCUGGUAUGACUGUUAUGUUUGGCAGUAACGGUGUAGAGAUAUUCAAGAAUGGAUCUGUUGUGGCUGAGGAUCCAGAUCAAAUAUAUACAAUUUGAUAUAUUGGUAAUUCUGGCAACUAUUAGGCUUGGAAAUGCCAACUAUCUAGGUGCUCGCAGUCGAGAAAGAAAUUUAAACAAUAACAACGGAGCUAAAUCUGAAGAAUCAGCACAUAUCGUAAAUUCCGGCGGUGUAAGGACAGUUGGGGAAGUAUUUGUGCCAAAAACAUUUUCCCUCAACUCACAGGAGCCAACAUGCGAACAGCUUCGUGCCAUGUGGAUAUUUUCAAAAAGGCAAUCCCGAGCUGCAGAAAUCACGAAUGAAAUACCAACGUACCGGGACCCCUUUACUUAUAAUGUUUGGGAACCGCUUUUAUUGAACUCACGAAUGCUCGGAUCGCUGAGAAUGAGCGCGAGAGAAAGAGCCAGGUCGCCCGUAUUUGGCCGUGUUGUCAACCGAGAGCCAAAUGCACCACAACGCGUUCCAUUUGAACACCAUCAAAGAUUGGUUGAACUUGGACCAGGUUCAAGUCAAACUCGGUAUUACGGAGCUGAAUCGCGACCACAAAACGGUGCUUCUUCCUCAUCACGCAGAUCAAGUAAAAAUCGAUAUAUGGGAGUCCCAAAUGGUACCGGCAAUAAUGCAAAAGAAAGUCAAAACUCAGUUGCUAUACAAGGCAGUUUUCAAAAGCUCAAAGAGUUAAUAUGGACUGAGAGAGCUAAGGAAUUAACAGAGCAACGUAGAGAUGAGGAGUUGGCUGCACGUGCUGCAGCCCUUAAAGAAAUUGCUAACGGGAAAAACGUUCUAUCGAAUUAUAAUCCUCAAGCCGCUAGCCCAUCUGAUUCCAUAUUAAUGGAUGAAAAUCGAAGCCCUGAUGGAAAUAGUUACCAAUAUAGUGACGUUAAUCGCAUGUCAAUUCUAAAUGAGCAAAACUUUCGGAGCGACAAAAGUAAUAAAAAUAGACAUAGGACUGGCGCCAGAGCAACCACACGACGCAUUGGCAAUUCCGCUUCUUACAAUAAAAAAGAAAGUCUAGCUAAUAAGGAACAUAAAACAUUAUUUCCUGGAAAUAAUCGCGCCGCCCGCAUAAAAAUUCCAUCAACUGAGCUUUUUUCAAGUGAUUCCACCGAAAGAGAUCAUUCAGUCAUUGGUAUUCCGAGGACAUACCCAAUACGAAAAUCCCACUUCAGAGAGCGAAAUCGAUCCCUUCUAAAUGAGCCGCAACCUAACGACCACUUCCAUCGCAUUCUUAGAGGACUAACGGCAUGGCCUUUUAAAAAGUCUUCACAGGAAAUUGACCAAAGUAAAUUUACAUCUAUUGGAAAUACGUUAGGCCGUCAACUUGAUGUACUCGGACAUUACAGUAAGCAAAAGGAUAACAAUUAUUUUACAUCUUUAGAGAAUAAUGAUAACCUAAAAAUGUUGAAUGAACAAAAACCAGAAACUGAUGAAUUUGAGUUGGGAUCAUACGAUUACGAUUAUUAUUAAAGAAUCUGUUGUACCUAAUGAGACCUGAAAAUGUUUGUGGAAAAAUUUAGUCUCUUUAUUUUUAAUUGAUAUUCAUCAAAGUAAAUUUAAAUCCAAAUUGUAAAUACAUUUGAAUGUUAAUCAAUGUCACAUGACAUUAUUACCACUAAAGGCUUUUUCAAAACUUUUUAAUUUACGAGGAAUUUAAAUUGAAGCUAUUCAAAUUGGUUUUAUUGUAAUAUAAAAAGUCCAGUAUCUACUGGAUGUCAAUGUAAAUCAGUAAAUUAGUUAAUAGUUAAACCUCAUUGUCAAUACUAUGCAAAAAAUUUAGAGAAGUCUUAAAAAACUUUUCACAUAUUAGAAAAUUGAGGGCUUGGUCAAGUAUUUAGUUCGUGCGCCAUUAUCGUUCUCUAUAUACCUGCAAAAGAAUUAUAAUAAUAACACAACUAAAUACAUUGAACUAUCUAUUUCAGAAAACCGAAGGCUUAAUAUUUAAAUGCAUUUUUUAGUUCAUAUGUUUUUUAUAUACAUAUAGCCCUUUAAAUUAUAAAGCCUGACGUGCGUAUCAAAUGUUAAAGUUUCAAUUUUUGCACUGUUUAGCCCAGAUUUUAAAAUUCACCAGGCUUUUAAUAUUGUCAGCCAUUUCAUGUAAUAUUUUCAGUUAAUACAACAAGUUAUAAGGAUGCACACCAUAUUUCGAGCAGACCUACCGAUAUCUGAUAGGUUUUUAUGAAAAGUGCAAAAUAGCACAGUGUAAAAACUCUUGUCAGAUAGCAUACAUAUAUUUUUCGAGAGAUAACAUGUUUACGUACCUAGAUAAUGUUACGUUUGGAAUUCAACUAACAAAAUGCUUCCAACCAAUAACAAUCAAUUGCAAAUAAGAUAUUAUGGGCUAUUCAGUCAAUAUCAAUUCCGAAUUUCGGAAGCCAUAUUAAACAUUUAAAUGCUAAUCAAUUCCACUUUCACGGAAGUACCUACUUAAAAGUUAAAGUUUACUAAUCAUUAACUGAAAACAUAUCACGAUCUAUAAGUAGACAUUACUUUCCAGAUACAUAAAGAAAUAAUAAAAACAUAUUUUCGGCCUGAAACCAAAACGGGAUGUCAAUAAAAUUAAUCUUAUUUAGACUUUUGUACUUAUUUACUUAAAGUACGUUAACCGACGAAUGCAAUACAAUCAGCACUAAACUAAUGAAACCAAAUACAUACAUUCACAAAAAUAUUCAGUUUUGGAUCGUUGGUUCGGCUUUGUGCCCAUAAUAUAGAUAUCCAUUUUUACAUAAAUAUCCUUUUUAAGCACGUGCCAACAAUCGUUAAAAAUAAUUUAGAGUAAAACUUAUGUAACUCCAAUGUCUGUAACUUGGAGAUCGCUGCAAAUAUAUGCUAAUCCCUAUAUUUAUUCAAAGUUUUUGAAUUUUCGAUUUUAGUUUAGCUGAGUGGUUUAAGCUAGCUUACUAGAAAUGAUCUAUGCAAAAAUGCAUGUAAAAUUUAACAUAUCGAACUAUUAUACAAACUUUUAAUAAAAAAAUGCACUGUAUUGGCCUAUUAUAAACUAUUGCAUAUGUAUAUAAAGAGUAUAAUAGAAAAUAACUUGUGUAAUAUGAUAAUACUUGGUGAAACGUUACCUAGAUCAAAACUGCGUACCACUGAAAGCUUUGAUCAAUCUAAAAUCACCUGGUGUUCAAGUCCAAAACCUUAAUUAUACUCACCUUAUUCAUAGUAAUAACUUAUUAUUAAUCGUACAGAAUGCCCGCGUUCACCAGCACAACAUAUCAAAGGCAAGUUAAACCUAAAGGCCAAACCUUUUUGGUCAUUAAUCUAAAUAAAUACAUUUUAUUUUACCAUUUUCCAGUAAACUACGACAUUUUAAAAAAAUUUACGACUUGGAGGUUUUUUAUUUUAAUUUCGCAAGUACAAAUCUUCUCUGAUAAUCAUUCUAUUACAUAUACUGGUUUAAAAGGUGCCGCUAAUGGGAUUAGUAUUAUUUUCUGAUGCAGUUUGACCCCCUGAAUUAGGAAAUGAUAAUUUAACAUUAUUUUAAAAUCUGAAUUUCUUUGCUAAUCUUUAAAUGAAGUAUGCUUUCCAAAAUUAAAAUAGGUGCUGUUACUAGAAAAAUUACCAGCUUAGUUACAACGGUCUUAGCAGAACUCGACAUACAAUAUAAAAGAAUGAACUCAUGAACUGAUAAAAAAAUUAACAAAUAUA